GUUUCUACUUUGAGUUCUGCCGACGUACAAGGUCAGCCAGUCGUGCUAUGUUGUGCACAGCACGGGGCCUCGAUAACACCACGGCUUCCAGCCAUGAUGAUGUCUGUGGGCGGGGAGGAGGUGGAGGUUGCGCUUGCCAGUGUGCAACCGUUGGGUUACCGCCUUCGAUAGCACUAUCAAGCUCCUGGCCGGAUAUGGUCAUGGGGGAGUAUGUCCCAUAUAACAGUGAGAGUCAACGUCGUGUUGAUAGAGCUUACGACUGUAGGCGUUUCUAUCGGUUCGCGACGUCGAGGUGCCUCUGCACAUACCCGUAAAAUAUCUUCGCAAUCUUUCUUACGGACUCAUUACGGGUUACGUGUUCAACCAACCAUUUUCGUCCCAACAGUAAACAUUUGACCAUGGGUUCACUUGGGUACGACGAACCGAGGUUUGAAGGGUCGUACCCGAAGCCGGUAGGAUCAUAUCCUCCAACCAACAUCGACGUCCUCAUCGUUGGAACUGGCCUGGCAGGGCUGACAGCGGCUAUUGAAUGCGUCCGAAAAGGCCAUAAUGUCAGGGUCCUUGAGCGGAAUGCUACCAUCAACACAGCAGGCAAAUGUUUAGGCGACAUGUACUUCAUGGGACUUAGUGCCACUAAGUUUUUUAAGCAUUGGCCAGAAAUGUCGGAGGAAUUCAAUGAAAUUUCGCUACACAAUGCGUGGAUUGAAACUUUCAAGCACGAUGGUGAGCGUAUGAUCCCUGCCAUGAAAGUUGAAGACCGCUUGCGUGAUGCCGGGCUCGACCCUAAAACACCGCCCGGUACAUUUCAGAUGAGACCCUUGGUCUACAAGAUGUUUGUUCAUCAGGUAGAGCGACUGGGUGUGAACAUACAGUUUGGAAAGCGUGUUACCGACUAUUUCGAGGACGAGGCACGGGGCAAAGCAGGUGUAGAGACUGACCAAGGGGAGCGUUACGAAGCGGAUGUCGUCAUUGCCGCUGAUGGGGUGGGAUCGAAGAGCCAAAGACUUGUUGGUGGCCAGGUGCGGGCAAUGAGCUCUGGUAGAGCUAUGUGGCGUGCUGCGUUUCCGAGAGAGCAUGUGGUGAAGAAUGCCGAAGUGAGUGGAUUCUUCAAGAUGAUGGGACAGAACAACAAUGAGCCAAUCGUCAGGACAUGGCUAGGUCCCGGAACGUACGCCAUGACAUUGACCCGACCUGACACAAUGAUCUGGAUCAUGAAUCACGACGUGACAGGCUCUGAAGAAGAGAAUUGGAAUCAUACAGUCGAAGCCGAUGAAGUUCUGGCCAACAUGGAUAAAGGCGUCGGCCCGAAGCCUUGGGCGCCUGUCUUCAAGGAGCUGAUUAAGCUAACGCCGCCGAAGACCAUCAUCAAUUUCGAGCUCUUUUGGCGAAACCCUCAACCUUCGUGGGCGUCACCCGGUGCCCGUGUCAUAGAGAUCGGCGAUGCGGCACACUCUUUCCUUCCUGCUUCUGGUAAUGGAGCUACACAAGCAAUUGAGGACGCCGUGUCAAUAGCGUCCUGCCUACAGAUUGGAGGCAGAAACAACAUUGCACAGUCGGUUCGCGCCCACAUACGAUUUCGCUUCAUCCGAAAUUCGUGUGCGCAAAAGUUGGGCUUCUCCAACGCCGAGCUUCUUCAGGACACAGACUGGAGCAAGGUUAAGAUAGAUCCACGGAGAGCGCAGCCGAAACUGCCUAGCUGGGUUUGGGGCCACGAUCCUGAAGUUUACGCAUAUCAGAAUUACCACAGGGCUGUCAAAAGUAUGAAGAUGGGUGUGCCAUUUGACGAGGAUGACAGUAUCCCACCCAACUAUCCCCCUGGUUACCGGUAUGAGCCGUGGAGCAUUGAGCAGAUCAUGGAUGACGUAAGAAACGGAAAGUCGGUGGAUUUGGGUUCUGGCUAUUGGGAUUGAUUCGGUCUUCGUUUGAACAGCAGGGGUCUCGAGGUGGAUAUGUACAUUAAUUGAUGUUGCAAG
Molecule: messenger RNA, 1973 nt
Organism: Pseudomassariella vexata
Lineage: Eukaryota; Fungi; Ascomycota; Sordariomycetes; Amphisphaeriales; Pseudomassariaceae
Exons: 3
Coding region: 399-1910 (503 amino acids)
Biological process (GO): secondary metabolite biosynthetic process
Molecular function (GO): monooxygenase activity; FAD binding
Source: RefSeq, a predicted model, not a curated record